Molecule: messenger RNA, 1443 nt
Organism: Aspergillus wentii DTO 134E9
Lineage: Eukaryota; Fungi; Ascomycota; Eurotiomycetes; Eurotiales; Aspergillaceae
Product: aldehyde dehydrogenase family protein
Exons: 4
Coding region: 1-1443 (480 amino acids)
Molecular function (GO): aldehyde dehydrogenase (NAD+) activity
Source: RefSeq, a predicted model, not a curated record
AUGGCAGCCAACGACUCCUUUGAAACCCGCUUAUUUAUCAAUGGCGAGUUUCGACCGUCCAGAGACAACAAGCAGUUCAAGGUCAACAACCCCGCGUCCGGCGAGUUCAUCGCCCAAGUGCACGAAGCAAGCGAGCAAGAUGUAGACGAUGCCGUCGCAGCAGCAAAAGCCGCAUUCCCAGCCUGGAGAGACCUCGGCCCCGCAGAGCGAGGAGCCUAUCUUCGCAAAUUCGCCGACCUCAUUCUGGAAUCCCACGAGACUCUGGCCCGGAUCGAAGCCCUGUCUAGUGGAAAGCCCGUGAGCCAGUUCUUCGAGAGUUUUGUCGCGGCGGACUUCUUCCGCCACUUUUCUGAGGCGGGGUGGAAUGCCCAGGGGACUACGAGUCUUCAUACCAAGGAUCAUUUGAAUCUUUCUGUGAAAGAGCCAUAUGGUGUGGCGGCUUGUAUAACGCCAUGGAAUCUGCCGAUUCUGCUUUUUGCUUACAAAGUUGCUCCUGCGCUGGCGGCUGGAAAUACAGUCGUCCAUAAGAGUAGCGAGAAGUCGCCGCUGGCAGCAACACAUCUAGCAACGCUUGUUGGGAAAGCAGGAUUCCCACCGGGCGUGUUGAACAUGAUCUCUGGCUACGGAUCACCCGCCGGUUCCUCUCUGGCUGCUCAUAUGCAAGUUCGCUGUCUCAGCUUUACCGGGUCACCCCAAACUGGCCAGAAGAUCCAGACUGCUGCUGCUGCUUCGAAUAUGAAGCAUGUGCACUUGGAACUGGGUGGAAAGUCGCCUUCACUGAUCUUCCAUGAUGCAGAUAUCCAGGCAGCCGCGGAGCAAACCGCAAUGAGCCUGACCUUUCUAAGUGGACAGAGCUGUAUCACCAACUCGCGAAUUUACAUUGAGGAAUCUGUCUCGGAUACGUUCAUCCCAUUGUUCAAGAAAGCCUUUUCGUCUUCGAAUGCGGGGAAUCCUCUCGACCCCACCGUCUCUCGAGGGCCUCAAAUCGACGAGCAGCAACAAGACCGAAUCAAGGCCUACAUUGACAUCGGCCGACAAGACGGCACACUCACCAUGGGCGGUGGCUCCGGGCCAGGCCUAUUCGUCGAGCCAACCAUCAUUGAAGACGUGGCCGAAACCUCCCAACUCAUGCGAGAAGAAGUCUUCGGACCGAUCGUGACGAUCAACCGCUUCAAGACCGAAUCCGAGGCCGUCGAUCGGGCCAACCAGUCCGAGUUUGGACUUUACGCAUCCGUCUUCACCAAGGAUAUUGACCGAGCCAUGCGGGUAUCGAAGCUUCUCGAGGCGGGAACUGUGGCGAUCAACUGUACUAGCCCUACCAUGGCGAUGGAUAUGCCGUUUGGCGGGUACAAAACGAGUGGUGUGGGCAGGGAGGGGUACAUGCAUAGCUUGGAUAACUUUUUGGAAACAAAGUCGAUUCUCAUGCGUGUUGGUCGGGCAUAG